Mugil cephalus (flathead mullet) is the source of this 7465-nucleotide messenger RNA. It is a transcript of the gene rxrba, whose product is annotated as retinoid x receptor, beta a. Gene Ontology annotation, cellular component: nucleus; RNA polymerase II transcription regulator complex. Bases 354 to 1766 code for a protein of 470 amino acids. NCBI's taxonomy places the organism in Eukaryota, Metazoa, Chordata, Actinopteri, Mugiliformes, Mugilidae. Gene Ontology annotation, biological process: positive regulation of transcription by RNA polymerase II; retinoic acid receptor signaling pathway; anatomical structure development. Gene Ontology annotation, molecular function: retinoic acid-responsive element binding; nuclear receptor activity; nuclear steroid receptor activity. The record is from RefSeq and is a predicted model, not a curated record. The transcript is spliced from 13 exons.
CCUUCUCCAGCCUGGAGAAGACAGGCUGCACUGUUGUGCUAUGAUUGAGGGCUAAUGUUUGGCUGAAACAGAGCACUAAGCCAAAUCCUCCACCAUCAUCAUGUUUUCAUCCUUGCAGGGGGAGGGAGGGUUGACUACGAGGCAAAGUGGGGGGAGAGGCAGACACACACGGGGCCUAGUCGCCACAUCUUUUCAUGCGAAGAAGCUGCGCCGCUAAACCACCCGUUUUUGGUUUCCCAAAACAGCUCCGGCCCGGGCCUCAGUCCGCGGUCUAGAGUUUGGUAGCAGGCUGUUUCAGACGGAAGCAUAUCGGCUUAUAGCUGCCAGCCUGCCCCUGUGCCCCAGCCACCAUCAUGGGAGACAGUAGAGAUUCUCGGAGCCCAGACAGUUCGUCUGUCUCCUCCCCACCCUCGGGCCAACGGUCCCCUCCGCUGGUUCCCUCAGCUGCCGCUUCCAUGACCUCCCUGCCUCCCAUCACCUCUGCCGGGGUCAACAGCCCCAUCAGUAGCAUCGGUUCCCCCUUUUCUGUUAUCAGCUCUUCACUGGGAUCCCCCUGCCUACCUGGCACACCUUCAGUUGGUUAUGGCCCUAUUAGCAGCCCCCAGAUCAACUCUACAGUGUCCAUGUCAGGGCUCCAUGCAGUGAGUAGCUCGGAUGAUGUGAAACCUCCACUGGGCCUGAAACAGCUGUCAGCUCACAGCCCAGGGCCGAUGCUUUCCCAGAAACGCCUUUGCUCCAUCUGUGGAGAUAGAUCCUCUGGUAAGCACUAUGGAGUCUACAGCUGUGAGGGCUGCAAAGGCUUCUUCAAGCGAACGGUGCGCAAAGACCUGACCUACACUUGUCGGGACAAUAAAGACUGUAUGGUUGACAAGAGACAGAGGAACCGCUGCCAGUACUGCCGCUACCAGAAGUGCCUGGCCAUGGGCAUGAAGAGAGAAGUGGCCAAGAUGAACGACAGAUCUGUCCAAGAGGAGCGGCAGAGGAACAAGGAACGAGAGGGCGAGGUGGAGUCGACCAGUGCAGUGAACGAGGAAAUGCCAGUAGAGAAGAUCUUGGAAGCGGAGAUGGCCGUGGAGCAAAAGACAGAGCUUCAUGCAGAUGGAAGUUCAGGAGGCAGCUCUCCCAACGAUCCUGUCACCAACAUCUGUCAGGCAGCAGACAAGCAGCUCUUCACCCUGGUGGAGUGGGCCAAGAGGAUCCCUCACUUCUCCGAGCUGCCCCUGGACGAUCAGGUCAUCUUGCUUCGUGCAGGCUGGAAUGAACUCCUGAUUGCAUCCUUCUCCCAUCGCUCCAUCUCGGUAAAGGACGGGAUUCUACUGGCCACCGGCCUGCAUGUCCACAGGAACAGUGCCCACAGUGCAGGCGUUGGAGCCAUCUUUGACAGGGCGCACAAUGCUGAGGUUGGGGCCAUAUUUGACAGGGUUUUGACAGAGCUCGUAAGCAAGAUGAGAGACAUGCAAAUGGACAAGACAGAACUGGGCUGCCUCCGAGCAAUCAUCCUCUUCAACCCAGAUGCCAAGGGUUUGUCCAACCCCAGUGAGGUGGAGCUCCUGAGAGAGAGGGUGUAUGCAUCUCUGGAGGCUUACUGCAAACAGAAGUACCCUGAUCAGCAGGGCAGGUUUGCGAAGCUCCUCCUCCGGCUCCCAGCACUGCGCUCCAUUGGUCUGAAGUGCCUGGAGCACCUGUUCUUCUUUAAACUCAUUGGCGACACGCCCAUAGACACCUUCCUGAUGGAGAUGCUGGAGGCGCCUCACCAGCUCACCUAGAGUAGCCAGGUUCGGUCCGGUCAGGAUCCGAUGCACACCAGGAUUACCGACACGACCGCCCCCUGCGCUGGGUCGUUUGCUCUUCUUACUCGGCCUCACUUAACUGCAGCACCUGCUGGUUUUAAUACACCGGCAAACACAUAUAAACACGAAUUCCUUGUCAAACUGGUUGACACACACACACACACACACACACACACAUGGAGAUUCUUGAAAUUGCAUACACAUAACAAAUGCAGAUGUAUACAAAUCAUAUGGCUCUGAAUGAACAGUAUGCUAAAACACACAGAUUCCCCCGUCUUUUCCCAUACUCUGUUUAACCAUUGGGGUUAUGACUUCAAGGCAUAUAUCCCCCCUUUUUAUCACACAUAUACAAUAUGUCUUAAUUUUAAGUUAGCCUUCCGUUUUCACACCUUCAUCUCGCAGUGGGUUUUUGCUUCUACAUAACUGGUUUACUUCCCCUGUAUUUGCUCGGGUAAUUACAGUUAUUGCUAGCCGCACCUCCAUAUAUUGUAUCCACCACUAGUUGGAUAGUUAUUCAUGUAUGAUUUUAGCUUAAAAGUCAGGUGCAUAGCAUUUCAAUCAACUGUCUACCGUUAAACCAAUUCACUUGUUAUUGUUAGGAGGUGUCCGGUAACGGACAGGCUAACACGCCCUCCCAGUGACUUCAUCCAAUCUCGUAAACAUUGAAAUAUUUUAUGCUUUUUUGAAUUUUCAUGCUGAAACUUGUUUGAGUUUCGAUUUUGAAGUACUGUACUCAUGAAAUGAGAGCUUUUUCCAAGGCAUUGAAAUCCAGGAAAAAGGGGCUGGGAGCACUUUGUUGAACAGACAACCUUAGUCCCUCCCACCCUGAUGCGCACAGCGGGCUUUGUAAGACAAGAAGAAUGACUUGAAUUUUAUUUUUUUUUCUUUAUAUUUUUGAUUUUAUCCUUUCCUCUACUUUGGCAGAUGUUUGGCAUUUUAAACAGCUUGAGGCUCGCCGGAAGUAUGGCUUCAUGGAAGAAAAAAAAAAUAGUAUUUGUUUCCCCAAGUCCUACCUUUUCUGGUGGUCAUUUAUGCACUUUUGUGAGUUGUAACUGUGUAAAUGUUCUUGUUUCCUACAAAUGACCAUCUGUUCUCAAACACCUAAGAUUAACUUAAAGGUACUAUGUGUAGGGUUUCUCUCAUUAUUGCAACACCGAAUCAGAUGCAAAGAUUUGUUCUAGAUCUUACAGCUCAAAUAAUUGGCCGCGUCCUGUACAGAUAGGAUUAGAUAAUCCUUCAGUGUAUCCCGCACUAACCACCAGUCCACUGGCUGCAAAAAGAGGAAAAUAAUUCCCUGCGCUCUGAACACUUGUGCAGAUAAUUGGUCGGUGUGUAUGUGACCGAUGUGGCGUACUGUUGAGUAAAUAGAACGACUGUUGUAAUCCUCUAUCCAGCAUUUAUCAGUUAAGUGUCUUUUUUACAGCAGGCAUUGCUGUGUGCACUCUGCCCUCCCUGUAAAACCUGAUGCAAACAGGUGAUUUCCGUGCAGCCUGCAGAUGGAAAGACGAAAGGACAAAAUGCAAUUAAAUUAGAUUUCACCACUGAACCGAAUUAGUGCUAUAUAAUGGAAAUCCUACACGUACUACCUGCAGCUUUUGUAACUUUUAUUCAGUAUGUAUUGGCUCAUACUUAUGUACAGUAGAUGUAAAUAAUAAACAGAGGAGUCAUGCUGAAACAAAGAUCUGUUUACACUUGAGAAAGUGGAUGAUGUGACUCCAGCAAACACAUUUUACAGCUCUUUUUUUUUUUUUGCUGUUAAAUCAACAUUGGACUUACCUCCCUUGUAAUGAAAAAAAACACCAUGAAACUGUUUUUGAGCCCAGGGCCAAACCACACCUCAUUGCUGCUUUUGCACCAACGUCUGCCAAUGUUUCCUGUUGUUCUUGGUGAUUGAUUGGCUGGAUUCUGUUGACAAUGGCACUUGACGUUAACUGUGAUUGAAAAAAUUUGCGUGCAACUGAAUCUGAGCGUUGCAGCGAGAAGUCGAAUGCAGCUACCGCAGAGAUCACGAGACAAUAACUAUGAAUUUAAACGUCUACACGCUCAGUAUAGAGCAAUACUGGGGUACACGUAAAAGAUUUACCACAGACUUGUGUUAGUGGAGUAUUUAAAAGUGUUGACACACUGAGGUUUAUUUAGCCUUCUUGUUAGUCACCACAUUCGAUAGAAAUUAGAAAGACAUUCGCAGUAUCAUUCAACAGGGAAGAGGAACAGCUGUCCUCUGCCAGGUGCUAAAUAAUUAAUAUGGUCUUUUAAUUUAAGACUUGCACAGUCACAUCAAUGCAAACACAGUAUGCAAGUACGCAGACAAAUCAGACGGCCAUUCUCCACUCUUGCUUAAAGUGUAGAUUUUCCUUUUUUUUCCUUCUUUGCUGUUUUAUGACCCCCCCACCAUCCCUGCAGACUCCCAAAUAUGGAAAACGAAAACCAGCUAAGUGCUUGUGCAUUUUGGCUGUGGCUGGGGAGACUUUUUUUUAUUCUACCAGACACAGCCAGAGCCUUUUGUAUUUUCGAAAGCAGACGGGCUGCUGAGGUGGAAGUAGCGGUUGAAUUUUCGGUCCGUUGUAGCUACUUCUGCCGGUUUGAGCGUUGAGCUUCCUGCCCUGCGGAUAGUCCAAAUACUUCUUCUCAGAGAGGAUCCUUGGCCUCCCCCAUGUGAUGCGGCCGUAGAGGCUGGCGGUUGACCUGUGAGACAGGUGUUUUGUUUAACGUGUAAGUUGGUCUAACCUUAGAGUUUGGUGUGUUUUUUUUUUUUCCCUCUAUCAUUGCAUACGUAUGAUCAACUCUAGAUGUCCUUUCAUUUCCUACAUGUCGAGGAACGUCAGCCCCUCACGCACCAUCGUCGAAUUAUUUUCUUGUUUGCUGGCGAAGAUUGCUUACUAAUUACAGGUAGUAAGCUCACGAUUUAGGCGAGAAGCACCAACAUCUGCCAGAAGUUUUGUACUGUUUCUGUUAGUGUCAGUGCUUUGGUGGGUUGCGUCGUUUGAGGUGAGCUUGUGGAGUUUCCAGGUUUGAGUGAGAGUGAAUGCGGCCACUGGGCUUUCGAGAUCUUUGAUCGUGAUUUAGAGCCGCGCAAUCCUGAGACAGCUGGAGCGUGGGAAGGAGUUUGUAAGUGCGACUCAAAACGAGCUGGUUUCCCAGCGUCCUUCAGAGAGUGAACUGACUUCAGGAACGUGCGCUUGUGUGAAUAAUCUCUUCUUCUCGUUGGUUGAUAUCAAACAAAAAAAAAAAGAAGCAAAUUCUCAGCAGGAUUUUCGUUUCGGGGCUUCCUCUGUUGAAUGUUUAAGCCUGCUGCUACUGCGCCAUGUUUAGAAGAGGGGAUGGGAAUAGUGAUGCAGGCAGUGGAGAGCUGGAGGGUCCACUAGUUGACAUUAAACACCAAUCGAACACACAUCCGACUGAGCGGAUGCAAAUCUGAGACGACGACUCUUCAGACAGUUAAAAUAUGCAACUCGUGUAUAUUCAUAUUGUGGUAACGUGGUUAAACAGUUGUUAUGCAAUAUAUGCAUCGUUUUUCCGGCAUUUGCAAAUGUUAGCUUAGCCUGUUACAUAAGUUAAUAAUGAUUGGCAGAGAUCCUGUAGAAUUCCCAUCCCUCCACAUAACGGCUUAUUUCAUUUUUUUUUUUUUGCAUUUCUUUACAUUUUGUUAUGAGCGUUUAAAGACGGAUAAAAGGAGUCAGUGCAGGUUCUGAAUACUAAACCACUUCAUCUGAAUCAGGCUGGACGUUUUAGCCAAAGCUGGUGGUUGUGUAUUUCAGUUUUAUUUUUUAAUUUGUUUUACGCUACGUGGCCACAUGUGUAUGUUUUUAUGCACGUUAAUGGAACCUGUCUGCAGCUGUGCGUGUUGACUGGCGGGUAGUCUGGCUUUGGCUGUGACUUUGCUGGGAGCUGUUAAAUAAAAUGGUUGAGUAAAAUAAUAAAAAAUUAAAAAAAAAAAAAAAAGGUGCAGGAAAAGGAGCCAGGCUGGAGGGGUGAUUAUCUGAACACAGCCUCGCCUCCUUUUUCCUUUUUUUUUUUUUUUUUUUUUUUAACCCUGUUUCCAUUUACUUUAAACCUAACGUAGCUUAUUUGCUCGUUGGAAUGAACGUGAGAAUAAGCUUGUGAUUCUUGGACAGUUUGAAAAGGAUGUGAAGCUUUUCCUGGGACAAGCGUUGUAGAGCCGUGGAGAAGGGAUUCGGUGCUGUGUGUGUCCCCCCCCCCUUCGCUUACUUUACUUGACGGCAGAGCUGCGACGAUCUAUGGUCCCCGCAGGAGACCGCUGAAUCGCACCGCACCGCCCACAAAUGUUUUUUUGUUUUUUUUCCUUUUUUUGUUGUGCACUCGAGGCAGACGCAUGCUGUGACCUUUCGACUGCGUAACAGCGUCGCCGUCGCCAUCUUUGUUACAUUUUGACAUUGCUCGCCUUUUGAAAAAUAAAGGCACUGAUUAAAUAUUUGAAAUGGAUGGCCCGGCUUUGACUGAAGACGGAUCACCGUGCGUAGAUCACCCGUGGGCGCCGAGUCUUUCCGGGGCCCUCUGGGGCCGAGGCCAUCCUCCUGUUCUGUUCAAUGAGGUGCAGUGUGCGCUAUGCAGCCUUGAAACCGCCACCGUCACUGGUUUAUUUAUCACUGCCAAGCUGUUUGCCGCCUUUUUUCAAUGCAGGGCCACUCAGUGCUUGUGUGUCAUGUAUGUUGUGGUUACUGUGCAGCACACUGAAGAGUGUGCGCUAACCUUGGCCUGUGUAAUGCAUACUAAACAGGGGCCCUAAUAGGAAUGAAAUGACAGCUCGUGUGGAGAGGGGAGGACCGGUGCGUUCGUGUGGACUCCUCUGGGUGCUCAAGCUGUGCAUUGGUGCUUUUCUAAAGGGCCCCGCAGCCUGAAAACAUCUGCUUUAGUAUCUCAGACACAGGCAAAUGCAUAUAUAAGAAGUGGAAUUAAAAUGAGGAAUGAUUUAAGAGGCCUAGCCGAGUCCUGAACCUGCUCUUCUCCAGUUGGAUGCUCGUGUGGUCGUAGGUGGGCGGACGCUGCAGAACAGCCUCAUCUGCUUCAGAUUAUAAGGGAGUGACUGUGGUUCUGUCCACGGCGACAGGUCUGGUUUGCAAGAGACACCUCUGAGCAGGAUGUCAUUACUUUGAAUGAGCUUGAUAGGAGGCGUCGACCAAAUCUGAGCUCUCUCCUCCUGAAGGAGGAGGAGGUGGAGGUGGAGGUGGUUGGUGUUUAAGGCCAGAAAGAGGAGAGGGGCAGGGACUUGAAGAACUCAGAUCAGGUGUUCGGUUGUUGAUCGAGAUAAAAAACAGAUAAUCCUAUUUUCCAGUAGAUCUAGAAUCUUCCUUAAUUGUUUACUCUUCACUUUGAAAACUUUCACACACUGUUUCUUCGUCUUGUUUCCCGUCUCCCUCUUCUCCAGCUACGAUAUUUGUCUUUUGUUUAUUACGAAGUAUUGAACAAAUACAAGAAACUGUAAAAAUCACAAUGGAACCUGUCAAACUCUUCUUUUUAAUUUUUUUUUCUCUCUUUCUCUUGUGUCUGUUCUUUGUCCUGUUCUUUGUACAUGUGGAGCUGAUUGACUAUUGUGUGCUUUGGGGAUUGAAAGAAGAAGAAGAAGAAAAAAAAAUCGGAAUACGUUUUUCAGUCAUUAAUUCUGAAUCUUGUUUCUGUUUGUUGUAUCAUGUCUGAGUAAAGGUUUUAAUACUGUA